CUCUCUCGUUCACUACCCAGCCAAUGGGCCAAAGCAUUGCCGAGAUCAUCUCGCCGCUCCGGGGCCCUACGUACCUAGACUUGACUCCAAAUGCAACUUGGAGUGUCCUAUCAACAUCCGCGCUCCGUCUGAGAAGCGCCAUCUCCUGCGUCCUCGUCGAUUCCAGAAACAGAUAGGCUCAUGCCAUACAUUUCAAUCCAGAGCUCUCAAGUCAAGCACACACUACUUGUGCAGGUUAAUUAAGGUAGUGCCGUAGUGCCAUACCGGUAGCAGCCUCGCUAGCAGGGGCCCCAACUCCCUGAGCCGUCGAGGCAGCGAUGAAGAAGAGCGUGGUUCUGUACCCGGGCCUCGGCGUCGGCCACCUUACGCCGAUGGUCGAGCUGGCAAAGGUCUUCCUCCAGCACGGCGCCGCCGUCACCGUCGCGCUCGUCGAGCCGCCCACCAAGUCCCCCGACUUCUCCGCAGCGGUCGCCCGCGCCGCGGCCUCCAACCCGUCCGUCACCUUCCACGUCCUGCCGCCGCCUGCUCCGGCUGACGAUUCUUCCAGCUCCAGCGACGGUACGGUAGCGCACCGCAUCGUCAUGAUGUUCGACUACCUCAAGGCCAUGUGCGCGCCGCUCCGCGACUUCCUCCGCUCGCUGCCCGCCGUCGACGCGCUCGUCCUCGACAUGUUCUGCGGCGACGCCCUCGACGUCGCCGCCGAGCUCAAGCUGCCCGUCUACUACCUCUACUCCUCGGCCGCCGGCGACCUGGCCGUCUUCGUCAACCUGGCUCGCGCGACCACGAGUUACGAGGGGCUCGGCGACUCCCCCGUCUCGUUCCCCGGCGCUCCUCCGUUCAAAGCUUCGGACUUGCCCAAAGAGGUUGUGAACGGCAGCCCGGGAGCAAAGGCCAUCCUCCGCGCGCUCUACCGGAUUCCAGAGGCCGACGGGAUUCUCAUCAACACCUUCGAGUCCCUGGAGACGCAGGCGGUGCGCGCUCUGAGGGACGGCCUGUGCGUUCCCGACCAUUCCACGCCGCCGGUUUACUGCAUCGGGCCGCUGGUCUCCGGGGGUGGAGAGAAGGAGCACGAGUGCCUCCGGUGGCUGGACACGCAGCCAGACAAGAGCGUCGUGUUCCUCUCCUUCGGAAGCAUGGGCACGUUCCCCAAAAAGCAGCUUGAGGAGAUCGCCAUUGGGUUGGAGAACUCAGGGCAGAGGUUUCUAUGGGUGGUGCGGAGCCCGCGGAACCCCGAGGCCAUGCUUGCCCAGCCACUCCCGGAGCCGGACCUCGACGCCCUUCUCCCGGAGGGAUUCUUGGGGAGGACCAAGGACACCGGGCUUGUGAUCAAGUCUUGGGCACCACAAGUGGAUGUGCUACGCCAUAGAGCGACCGGCGCGUUCGUCACGCACUGCGGGUGGAACUCGACACUUGAAGGCAUCACGGCGGGGCUGCCCUUGUUGUGCUGGCCAAUGUACGCGGAGCAGAGAAUGAACAAGGUGUUCAUCGUGGAGGAGAUGAAGCUCGGGGUGGAGAUGAAGGGCUACAAUGAGGAGGUGGUGAAGGCAGAGGAGGUGGAGACGAAGGUCAAGUGGGUGAUGGAGUCUGAAGGUGGGCAGGCGCUCAGAAAGAGGGUGGUAGAAGUGAAAGAAAGAGCGGCCGAAGCACUCAAAGAAGGGGGCUCAUCUCAUGCAGCUUUUGUUGAAUUCUUGAAGGAUCUGGAUACAUGAUCUUGUUUUAGCACACGGCAUGCGUGUUUAAUUCUUCGAAGACUUUGAGCCUCACACAUGCAUUGUUAACGCUUGAUUUCUAGUAAUAAAAAGUGGUCAACAUGGUUAUGCAUCGUCUCUA
Setaria italica (foxtail millet) is the source of this 1830-nucleotide messenger RNA. RefSeq names its product anthocyanidin 5,3-O-glucosyltransferase. The record is from RefSeq and is a predicted model, not a curated record. Gene Ontology annotation, molecular function: UDP-glycosyltransferase activity. The transcript has a single exon. Lineage: Eukaryota; Viridiplantae; Streptophyta; Magnoliopsida; Poales; Poaceae. Bases 318 to 1709 code for a protein of 463 amino acids.